AGAUCAUAUCCUGUGGAAAAAAUGCAUCUGUCAAGAAAACAUUAAAGAAGCCAUGACAUUGCUACUACAAGGAAAUAUGCCCCCAAAAGAUAUGCUUGUUGAAAUCUUCUACGCUUUUCCGAACCAACGCAGAUCAUUAUUUGAACUCAUUUCUGAAAGAAUCACAAUUUCAAAUAUAAAUUCCGUCAAAGACACAGUUUCAUUUUACAUGCACCGUAAGAACAAUGAGAUGAAAAUCGUCUUUAUUUACGAACCGAAAGAGGCAGAUAAAAGACCAUGCAAUGAUUUUCAUGGUUAUAACAUAGAGCACAGAGGGAGAUAUGAAAUGUCUGCUGAAAACGACCAAGUUAAUGAAGUAGAGGCAAAUAUCGAACAAAGUGAUUUUAAACGAAUUGAAAAGUGUAUACGUGAACAUCAGGUUAAACUCAUGGAAGCUCAUACCAAUCUUAUGAUGAUAUCGCCUAGUAGUGUAAAGUCUUCUGGAUUUCAUAGUGGUGGUCAAGCAAUAGUUGAAAGGCAAAGCUGCAUCGCAUUUUAUGUCCAGUAUAAGGGCUAUAUACCAAUAGAUGAAGACCUGCUUCCGAGUUCUCUCAAUAACAUACCAACUGACGUCCGAGAAGGGUGUGCAUCAUUCCAAAAUUACUCACCUUGCGACUACAUAGAGAGAGUUAUGUUGGGCUCAGCUAUAUAUAACAACGCAGGAGGCAGGGGAACACUUGGAUGCUUUUUAGAAAACGAUGGCGAGAUAUUAGCAUUGACAAGCUUGCACGUUUUGAUGGAAAUGAAAUCCUAUGACGCUCUGAAAAGAAAUGGUGGAAGACAAGAGUUUCUGCAUGGUACUCAUUGCCCGGUUUCAAAGCUUCCUUCCUCUGACGAAUGUAAUUGUGAAUAUUCUUGCUACCAGCCGAGAAAAAAUGAUGAAAGAUCAAAAAAUACGAGACUGGGAUUUUUGAAAACUGCAAUCUUUGACAGUUCGUCUGGAGUCGAAAUUGCUAUUAUAAAACUUAAGACGGACAGAACCCCAACCAGUGGUAAAUUUCCGUGUGUGAAGUGUCGUUUUAAAUUUCCGUGUGUCGAGUGUCGUUGUAUUGAUACAGAAUCAAAGGGACUUGAAUACACGUCUGGAAAGUUCAUUGAUGUUAAAGAGUUGAAACAAAGGGAUAAAGUUUUCAAAGUCGGUGCAACAUCACUUCUAACAAAAGGAACAUUGAAAGAUAAAACCACAUCGGUCAAAUUAGAAUGUGGAAUUUUAUACAACUGCAUGAAGAUUUCGUGGGACUCUUCUGCCUUUUCAAAGCCGGGUGAUUCUGGGGCUAUGGUGUUCGCCUACAGUGAUUCAACUACAAACGAAACAUUACAGUCAGUCGGCAUAGUUACCUGUUCAUGGCCAGAAGAAAAUCCAAUAGCUACCAUUGUGACACCUAUAAGUGCAAUCAUGCGAGUCGUUAGACAAAACUAUAAAAUCAAAUCAUUCAAGAGCCAGAUACAGGAUGAUAAAAUACAAAAGGAUAAUCAUGAAGAGGUGAGCAACACAGGAGGAUCAAGAGGACCAGGUGACACAAUACAAAAGGGAAAACAUAAAGAGAUGAGCAACACAGGAGGAUCAAGAGGACCAGGUGACACAAUACAGAAGGAUAAUCUUGAAGAGGUGAGCAACACAGAAGAAUCAAGAGGGACAGGUGACGAAGAUGUAUUUAUUAUAUUGGAUGAUGUAAUACAAAAUGAUAAACCUGAAGAGUUGAGCAACACAGGAGGACCAAAUGCGCCAUCAGUCUAUCUCUGUUGUAUAAUUUUGUAAGAGAUAUGUGACAUGCUGUUCAUUCCUCUCUCUCUCUCUCUCUCUCUCUCUCUCUCUCUCUCUCUCUCUCUCUGCUGAACUGAGAGUGAUGCGGCUAACAGAUGUCGUUGUACUUCGUAAAUAAUAUGUGAUAUACUUGUAAGUGGUAUAUAUUUUAAAAUUUUAUUACUUAUUUAUUAUACUUAGAAAUUAAUUGUUAAUAUGUAAAACUCCUUAGAAACACAAUUUCUUGAACAUGUUGGAAGUAAAAAUGUCCUAUUUUAUCGGUGCUGAUAUGGAACGUGUCUCAGAAAAUGGAUACAUUUAUAUAUAGAACAGUUUUAUUAUAAAAAUGUUUUAGAUUAUAAAAUGUAUUGUUUCAACUUCUCAUUUUCUAUUUGUUUUAAAAGAAUUGAGACGAUUACCAAAAAUCGAUCAAAUGAACAAUGUGUAACAUUCAUGAAAAGAAAAGGUAAUUAAUGUUAAUUAUUUUGACUAGUUACAAGAAAUAUGUCUUAAAGUGGUAUAAUUGAGAUAUUUGAUAAUAGGCAUACUUGCUACACAAUUUGAAAAAUGUUACAUUUAUCAUAUAUAACAUUUUAUUUCGAUAGUUAAGGAUCACUUUAUAGUUCUAUGGUCCACCCCAUUAAACUUAUAUAGUCGAAUACCGUUACCUCGAUAUUUAAGGGACUGUAAAUAUUGUAUCGACGUAUCCGAAGUUCGACGUAACGAUAUCGACUAUCUGGGACUUCUUUGUACUUGUGUUUGACGUCUAUACUGUCAUUAUAUCCAAUGCUUUUUUCAUAGGGUUCGAAAGGGGAAAGAAAUAAUAUGAAACGUAAAUACAAUGUUAAUUCUAUUUACAAAUAAAACAUCUUAAUUAAAUAUAUACAUACAACUUUUUAAUUUUUCAAAAUAUACAUUUAAACAUUAGCAUUUUUAUUCCUUCCUUCUCUAAACAAGUCUGAAUUGCAGCGGUAACGUUCCUAGCUGAGUAGUCAUUUUGACUCUGCUUCGAUAACGAAAAUUUGCCAGUUAAAUACGCAUAUUGAACAUUAUUCAAUACAAUAUUAUCCUUAAUAGCAGAUUUUCACUCCUGCAGGCACAAAUUGAUAGUAUUUACCAGUAUUCAGAAACAUGGGACUUGAAAAUUAACGUUAGCAAAAGUAAAAUAUGUGUGUUUGAAAAGCGUAAACAAUACGUUUACCCUGACUUUAUCCUAAAUGGAGAAAGAAUUGAAAUAGUGGAUAAUUUUACUUGCUUAAGUGUAAAAUUUACAUACACUGGUAAUAUGUCAGGAGCUGUAAAAUCCCUACAUGAUCAAGCGCCUAGAGCUUAUCAUAAUCUUUUAUCAGUGUUCGAUAAAGUAAAUGUUGAUAUUAAAACCAAACUCUCAUUGUUUGACAAAAUGGUGGUACCAAUAUUACUGUAUGGUGCUGAAGUGUGGGGAAUCUAUAAUAAUUAUAGUUACAAAUUUGUUGAUAAACUACAUAAUAAGAUUUUGCAAAUAUAUCCUUGGAGUCAAAUAUCAAAAUCCAAAUAUUGCAGUACUUGGAGAGCUGGGAAGAUUUCCAUUAUCAAUCAUCUGUAGAGAAAGAUCAAUAAAAUAUUGGUUAAAAUUGUGAAAAAUAAUGAUUCACCUAUGUUUAAAAUGUAUAAUGAUCUCUGUCAAAAUGUACAAGCAAAUUGUUGGGCAACUAGAAUUAAUUCAGCCAUUGAUCAUCUUGGUUUUGGUAAUGUAAGGCGUGAUUAUGAUGUGAAUGUAAAUUAUUACCCGAUUAUACAACGUAGAAUUCAGUGAUCAGUACAUUCAAGAAUGGAAAGGAGCUAUUAACACCAUGCCAAAAUUGGAUUACUGUUGUAAAUAUAAAACAGAUUUUGUAUUCGAAGAUUAUCUAUCUAAUAUCACAAACGAUGAUCUGAGAAAACAUUUUUCUAGAUUAGGAUUGUCUUCUCACAAUUUACAGAUUGAAUUCGGUAGAUAUAGAGGUAUUGAAAGAGAAAACAGACUGUGUAAGCUAUGUAGUCAAGAUACAGUUGAAUCAGAAUAUCAUCUUAUGCUAUGUUGUGACACAUAUAGAACAGUAAGAAGAACAUGUUUUAACAAUAUUUCUUCGCCUUGUGUACAGAAAUUCUUCACGCUUAUGUCGACAAAAAGUUAACGUUUGCAAGUAAAAGUAGCUAAAUAUAUUAAAUAACGUAUGUCAAUUAGGAAAAAUGCCUUGGAAAUUUUAAGUGUUUCUUAAAUGUAUGUUGUAUGAUAAUAU
Molecule: messenger RNA, 4044 nt
Organism: Mercenaria mercenaria
Lineage: Eukaryota; Metazoa; Mollusca; Bivalvia; Venerida; Veneridae
Exons: 3
Coding region: 53-1798 (581 amino acids)
Source: RefSeq, a predicted model, not a curated record